Molecule: messenger RNA, 3376 nt
Organism: Leptinotarsa decemlineata (Colorado potato beetle)
Lineage: Eukaryota; Metazoa; Arthropoda; Insecta; Coleoptera; Chrysomelidae
Gene: rut
Product: adenylate cyclase rutabaga
Biological process (GO): intracellular signal transduction; cAMP biosynthetic process; adenylate cyclase-activating G protein-coupled receptor signaling pathway
Cellular component (GO): plasma membrane
Molecular function (GO): adenylate cyclase activity
Source: RefSeq, a predicted model, not a curated record
UAUCACGACGAUCUGGAUGUAGGUUACAGCUCGACAUUGGUCUGCGCGUUGAUCCUUCUAGUUCUACUUGGCACCUUGCAGGCCACGGUGCUUCCUCGUACCAUAAUUUUACUUCUUUUGUUCCUAGUUGCAUUUAUAUGGAUAUCAGUUGUGCUGAUGUUACUGUUAGCUGUACGCUUGAGGUGGAUAUUGUGGGAUAUCUCCCACAGUUUCGUCCUAAGGCUAGCUAUCACUGUGUUUACCAUCGUUCUGGUAUAUACAGUAGCUCAGGUCAAUGUGUUCACUUGCCUGUCCGAUACGAAUUGUGUACCCCAUUCUACAGCAAACAUCACGCUCGAUGGCAGAGACCACAGAGCAUGUCCUUUGCCUCAAUACAUCGUUAUAUCUUGUGCUCUUGGAUACUUGGCUGUGGCGAUAUUUUUAAGACUACCUAUAUUACUUAAAACUUCCCUGCUCGUCAUCAUGUCGACUAUAUAUAUACUCCUGAUAGAACUAUCUCAUAUCGAGCUGUUUCUAUGCUACGAUGUAAGAGUAAGAUUCAACUUACUACCGGCACACGUCGCUACUCAUUUUCUCGAUAACCAAUUCCGCAAUAAUAUGAAUACUCUAUCACAGGAACUAUACCAUCAGAGCUACUCCCGCGUUGGAGUUGUUUUUGCGUCUAUCACAAACUAUCACGAAUUCUACACCGAACUUGAUGGUAACAACCAAGGCGUGGAGUGUUUAAGGUUACUCAAUGAAAUAAUCGCUGAUUUUGAUGAUCUGCUGUCUGAAGAAAGGUUCAAAGCCAUCGAUAAAAUUAAAACUGUUGGUUCGACUUAUAUGGCUGCCGUUGGAUUAAUGCCUGACUUGAGAAUACUUGAUGACGAUGAAACGACGGCGGGAACGCAUUUGAGCACGCUGGUAGAAUUUGUAUUUGCCAUGAGGGAUAGGCUACUGAACAUCAAUGAGAACUCCUACAACAACUUCAUGUUGAGAGUUGGCAUAAACAUAGGACCUGUCGUGGCAGGAGUGAUAGGUGCGAGAAAACCUCAAUAUGAUAUUUGGGGCAAUACUGUAAAUGUGGCCAGCCGAAUGGAUUCCACUGGUUUACCAAAUCACACCCAAGUAACAGAAGAAGUCUUCCAAGUACUCAGAUCAUAUCCGUAUGAGUUCCAAUGUAGAGGCAAAGUGAAAGUUAAAGGAAAGGGAGAUAUGACGACAUAUUUCUUGACUGACAGGAAGCAACCAGGGACUCUUAGAGUGGAAGAAUUAAAUAGUUUAAGAUCCAACGCCAACAACGUGAACAAUAUAAACAAUAUGUAUGGUGGUGUGGCCACUCCCCUCGCCCUCCUUCAUCAUGGUGAUAUCAACAAUGGCCGUCAGAAACAUAACCCGCUACAAAAUCGCCCGCCGGUUCGGGAAGAAUCUUAUACGACUUCCCGAAACGCUGUACGUCUUCCUCCUCUUCGAGAAACCGCUUCACAUAUAAAUGGUUGUGAAAACGAACCACUUCUACCAAAUAUUCGGAAUGGCAAGAAAAAAUGUUUGCCGGCUGAAGAAACGUUACCUCCCCCUCCUUUACCACCCCAUAAAAACAAUUGUCAAAGGCAAGGAACUCCAGAAAUGAAAUACAACCCGCCUUGGCCAAGAGGACAAGUUGAUAGUGUCAAACCAUACCUUAAACCUUUACCAAAACCUCCAGGAAAAGAAUCGCCCAAUCGACAACACAGAAAACAUCAACCAGCACCAGUACCUCCUCCUCAUCAAAAUCAACGUGCGCCGGACCAAACAGCGGAGCUUCUGCGCAACAUAAUCCAGACGAGACACAAUCCCUUACUUCAGAGUAGACAAAGCCCACAUCAUCAUAGACAUAGUCCUCUCCAGCGACAUUUUUCUGAUGAAAGCUUAGGGGGACUCUAUAAUACCGGAUUACCGCAAAGAAUUCAUUCAUCGGCAGAUGAAAUCAGUUCCUUGAAUCAUUCGCCUAGUAUCAGUAGUUCUGAUGAGAGCUAUAGCAGAACAACCGACGCUGACGCCAGCCCUUGCGUAUCGCCUCCCUUACCUACUGAUACCCAGCAAUUUCUGUUUCCUUCGGAUAUACAAGUCAACCCAUUAUCUUCUCCAGAAGUAUCACCCCGAGCCUCUUUAGAUUAUAUUCCACCAAACUGUUCUUUGCGCAACAAUGUUGAGCCGAAAAGAAAUAAUUUAGCACCAAAUGCGUUACUCGCUUUAGCUGGUACUUGUAACACUGUCGAUUCUUCUGUAGUAACGAGUCCUCCUAUUUUAGAUGGUGAAGACAGUUGUCGAGGGGAAAGUUGCGCAAGUUUCGAAUUUGUCACGAAACCUACAUCCCUCUUACGAACUACUAGCGCUAACGGUGCAAAAUGUGCCAAAGCUUCUAAAAAAAUUCUCAAUUUGGACAAACAUCGGAUACGAAACGAUAGUGAUUCGAUUCUAGAGUGUAACAAAUUAUCCUCAAACUGUAAGAGGUCACCUAGUUUCAAAGAGGCCGAUGAAAUCAGGCAGUUGUUGAAGGAGGAAGAUAAUAAGACUACAAUCAGCAGUGAAAAAAGUUCCAGAAAGGAUGGUUGUUGCCAAACUGACAAAAAAGACUUGAGGCAAAUGCGACUGAGUCCAAUCGGCAUUCGAGAAAAACUCUCACCGAAUAAUAAGAUCAGCAAUAUUCCUUUCGAACGAGAAAUACAGAUGCUACUGGACGAACAGAAUUUGCUGCAGAACAUCCCCCCAAAGUUGGAACUCAAAGACCUUGCACUGGAGCCACUCGUAAGGUACGCACCAAAUAACAACAACCACCAGGUGGGGCUGGCGGCAAUUCAAGCGCUUGCUCUCGGUUUUCGGGGCAACAAUGUUAACAACCUGCAGUGCAUGUCCCCUUCCCCUCGAGCAAGCAGCAAAGAAGGAUCGCUUAAGAGGGGGCCUUCUCCAGGACCAGGCGAAUCCGUUAAAUUGGCCAAAGUGUCACCUCUUGACAGGUGCCCUAGAAAUUCGGAAGAAGACGUUGACUGUGAUAUGGUAGAAGUUCAAGGCCACGACGAUGAUACUGACCUUGAAAGUUUUGAAAGAGAAGAACAAAGAAUGGAAGAAGAAGCGGCCCAACCAGUGGAUAAGGAGCUGGAAGCUGAAGUGAAACGUCUCCUGGAAGAAAAAAUUCAGGAAAAACUUCGGAAUCUGGAACACAUUGUUUUGGAUAGUCAAAAUCGAGAUCUUGGAGCUACGGCUGCAGAAGGAAGUCCUUCUGAGUGGUCCGAAGAUGAAGAUGGAGGUGCUUCUGAACCCCUUCUGAAUGAUAGGGAAUCCACAGGGUAUACCACAGAUGAUCCUGCCUUGGAAAAUAUAUCCAUGCUUAAUGAAACUGGAUUAACAGAUGCAGAAG